CGACAGCUUCUAAAAGAGAGAGCAGACAACAACUCAUUUGGUGUGGUGGAAUAACUCUAAAACCUAAAGUGAACAGAUCAGAAAAUGUGUAAAGGAUUAGCUGCCCUGCCCCAGACAUGCCUGGAAAGGGCUAAGGAGAUCAAGACUAAAUUGGGAACUCUGCUUCAGAAGCCAGAGAAUUCCAUCGACCUUAUUAUCCCCUACCAAGAAAAGCCUGAGAAGAAACCAGAGAAGCUUCAGAAACCCACACCUGAAGAAGCAGCCCAGUGGCGUGAGUCCCUUGACAAGUUCCUUUCCAACAGCUACGGCCUGGCCACCUUCAAAAGCUUCCUCAGAUCUGAGUUCAGCGAGGAAAAUAUUGAGUUCUGGGAGGCUUGCGAGGACUUCAAAAAGACCAAGUCCCCUCUGAAAAUGGCCAUCAAAGCAAACAAGAUUUAUGAGAACUUCAUUCAGACCGGUGGGCCCAAAGAGGUGAACAUCGACCACUUCACCAAAGAUGUGACUCUGAGGAACCUGGUGGAUCUUUCUCCCUCCUCUUUCGAGCUGGCUCAGAGCCGGAUCUACACCCUGAUGGAGAAAGACUCCUUCGGUCGGUUCCUGCGGUCUGAGCAGUACCAGGAACUCCUCAAGUAAACCGAUUUGUCCAGCUGCAGGGAGACUCAGUUCUUUGGUCACAAAUUCAUAUCAUUUUACUCAAACUAAAAGUCUUUAAAAAUACAUUUUUGACACACUUCUAAAACUCAUUAAACGAUGCCACAGUUUUUUAUUUGGUAAAAGUGGAAAACACCAGGCACAGUUGCAAUGUCCCCCUGCAGCUGACUGAACUGGUUCACUGCUAACAAAAACAUCUUAACAUAAAUUGUUCAAAUUAAUGUGAUUCCUGCCCAGUGCUCUGAUUGUCAAAGUCAAGAACUUUAAUAAAAAAAGUUGAUUAGGGCUUAAGAGACAAUCAUUUAAUUUGUACAAGUGCAAAAUGCCAAGGAUUUGAAGCGCCUCUUAAAAUCUUGUAUAUAUAAUGUCCUAUUAAUUGGAGUCACACUCUGAUCCCUGUAGACUAAAUAAAGACUUAAACUGAUCCCCGCUUGUAAUUUAUGGCUUUUCGGAUAAGUGCAGAAGUGGUACAUGUACUUUUGAUGAGGACGUUCUGACCCAAGCAUCUAAGUUCAUCGUAGAUGUUCAUCAAGGUGAAGAGGCUGGGGAAUGGGAAUGGGAAUGGGAGAGUGUGGGCUUUUUCUUGGAAAUGUCUGUGUUAACAUUAAAAUGCCCAAAUGGUAAACCAAUGGAAAUCAUGGGGAAAUGACCCACUUUGUAUUGAAAGUUUCACUAUAAGUCAAAGCUAAAAAAAAAAAAGUGUGACAUGUUAAGAUGCACUCCAGUCUCUGGGAACUUGUUGUUUGGGUUACCGUUGUUGAAAGUUGCUAAGAUGGGAAUUUCAAGUAGGAGGGAAUCUCUAUAAAGCACUGGGCACAUCAUUUUUUAUUCUAAAGGAAAUGUUUAUUCCCAUGCCACUUUAGAAGCAGAAAACAUUUAGAUUAAGUCAUGGAAACCCAAAACAAGUGUUGUUUUUUUUCCGACUUCCUACAGCAACCAUUUAUCACAAUAACAUAAAUGUAUACACACUGUAAUACCUAUAAACUAUUAUACUCUAAACAAGAAUGAUUACUGCAAAAUGUUAUUGAAGUUAACAUCUAUUAUUUGCAUGUGCAGACAGUCGUGAGUUGUAAGUCAAGUUUGCAGAUAGAACGGCAUAUCAAACAUAUGUAACCCACAAGUGUGAUAUUCAGUGUCUCAUAUACUCUUGCAUGUUUCUUUAUUAUACUGUGUGUAGCUAUGUCACUAAAUCUAAUAACAUUCAUUCAUAUUAUGAGCAGUGGUAGGUGCCUCCAGAAGUCCUUACUGAUGUUCCAAAAGCAAAUUAUUAGUUCACUGCAGGACAGGUUUAGUUUAAUAUGGCCAUCAAUAACUGGGCAUCACUAACUAAAUUCAAGAUAAAUUGAAUUAAUCCCACAAGAAUUUUAAGAGCAGAAACAGCUCUUUUAGUUAAUUAAAAAAUAUACAUAUUUUAAAAUUAUGAUUUUUUUUUUUGGCUAAAAAUUGUCAGUAAGGACUGACAGAGUACCUUGCUUAUACAAGAAAUCUGCAUAAAACUAUAUGCAUGUAUGAUUGUAGUUGAUCAUAUAAAAUCCAUAAUCACA
Molecule: messenger RNA, 2195 nt
Organism: Sinocyclocheilus grahami
Lineage: Eukaryota; Metazoa; Chordata; Actinopteri; Cypriniformes; Cyprinidae
Product: regulator of G-protein signaling 5-like
Exons: 5
Coding region: 85-633 (182 amino acids)
Source: RefSeq, a predicted model, not a curated record